CCGUUAGGUGCAGUAAACGGUUGAUAUCAUUGACCGUUUAUUAAAAGGUUGUUAUUCAACAUUACCAUCGAUAUGAUGGAGAGAGACAGGAGUUUUAACUUCAAACUGUUAGUACCUCCCAGGGUGAAUAAUGGACAGGUAUCUGCUGUUCGACCUCAGGAAAUCGUGAAGAAUUGUGGUGAUUUCAUGAAUACAUUGCAGCAGGGUUACAGUAAAUGUUUUGACACAGAGCAGAUGCCUUUCCCCAGUACCAGCAUGGUUGCACCAGCUAAACCAACCAGACAAGAGUUCUCCAAGAUUAAAGUCGUGCCACCAAUGGAAAAAGAUGAGAAGAAUACCAAUCCUGGACAGCUUUAUUCCAAGCUGUUUGAUGAAGUUGAGAAAAUUAAGUGUUGGAAGGUCGAAGUUGACACUGAUACUGUGCAAAAGGAAAGGAGACUACAAGAAAACAAAAGAACAAUUGAAACUCAGCGCAAAGCCAUUCAAGAAUUGCAGUUUGGAAAUGAAAGUCUCAGUGUAAAGCUCGAGGAACAGAUGAGUGAAAAUGAGGAUUUGAGAAACAAAAACAAUGCAACAAGGAACUUGUGUAAUAUCCUCAAAGAUACUUUCCAGAGGUCAGCUGACAAAAUGCAUUUAUUUGAAUCUGAAAGAGAAGAAACACAUCACCUCUUUAUGGAAAAUAGUGAAAGUAUUCAGAAACUAACUGCAGCACUCGAAAGCCUUCGUUUUCAAGCAGAAGCUGAUCAACAAGAGAUGCAUAAAGUCAAAGAGGGCUUGCUGCAGUUUGACGAUCUAAAAGAGAAAUAUCGUCAAGAAUAUAACUUGAAAGAGAAAGAGGUUGCAGUGCUUCAAACAAAACUCAAGGAUAAGGAAAGUGAGCUGCAAAAAAUCCUGCUUGACAUCCAUGAAACCCAAAAGCACUGCAAACAGCUUCAAGAAGCAACAAAUGAACAAUAUGAACUUCUCAAAAGUUCAAAAACUGAACAGGAAUCCCUUCUUCAAGAACUGCACACUGCAGUGCAGCGCUGUAAGGAAACUGAGAAAAAUCGUGAAGCUGUUGCUGCAAUGCUGGAACAAUGUAAAGAAGAAUAUGCAGAGAUUAUUCAAAGCAAAGACUUAAACUUAGAGGAGCUCAGCAGAGUUAAAAAUCAACAAGCAGAGAAGUUGGAGCAGAUUCAGACAACUGUUCAAGAGCUACAGGAUUCACUUGCUUUAGAGAUACAGAGGACCAAGGAACUGGAGGAUCAACUCAUGGCAAACAGCAAGGAACUUGAAAGAAGGAGCACACUUUUAGGAGAGACCAUGGAGGAGAGUGCAAAGAAAGAUGGGCAGAUCAAAUUCCUUGAAGAUGAACUGGACAGAAACUCAAAAUCCUUUGAGUCCAUGAAGGGUAAGAUUGAUGUCACUGAAGUCAGAGUGGAGGAACUCACAGCUGAGCUUUCAAGGAAAACUAAAGAAGCCCAGCUAUUAAAGAAUGAAGCAGAGGUUGCCUUUGCUGAAAAUGAUCUACUGAAGAAGACUUGUGAAUCUGCUGAAAAGGCUAUGGAAGAUUUAAAGGAGAUGUCCACAGUGACAGGGACCAAAGUGCAGGAGCUGGAGGAACGGUUGUUUACUGAAAUGAAGAAAAACAAAGAACACACCUUUGAGAUGGAGCAACUGAGGAAAGACAUUAUGCAGCAUGAAGUACACUACAAAGAGCUGUUAUCCAACUUUAAUGCGCUGCAGUCUGAGAAGACAGCCAUUCAACAGCAGUUUAAGAGUGGAUCUUCUACUGUGAGGGCUAUUGAGGCAAACAUGAAGGCAAGUGAGGAGAAGGCGGUGAAGCUCACAAGCGAAAUUCAAAGACUAGAAAAAGAAAACCAAUGUUUACGAGAGGAAAUAACUUCUAUUCAGACCAAAAUCCAAGGGGAAUAUCAGGAAGCUGAGACUCUGCAGAAGAAAAUGGAAGAAAAUUGUGAACAUCAGCAGAAGGAAAUUGCAGAAAAAGAAAAACAAAUAAAAGCUGUGGAAACAAAGCUCUGCAAUUUCAGGAAAAAAAUUGAAAUCAAACUUAAAGCCCAGGAGGAAUGCCAGAAAGAGAAUAAAAAGCUUAACAAACAAAUAGCAAAGGAAAUUGCAAAAUCCAGUCAACUUGAAAUUGUGAUCAACAGUCUUCACAAGGAGUCUGAAAACUUGAAAAGACUGAAUGAGGAAGACCAUCAGAAAUUGCUUAAGGAUCUUGAGUCCAAAUCAAUCUUUGCGGCAGAGCUUGACAAUGAGGUAAAAAAGCUCAGAACAACAGCAACGGAGGCCAUUAAGAAAAAGGAAGAUACAGAACUCAAGUGUCAACACAAGAUAGCAGAUAUGGUUGCACUGAUGGAAAAACAUAAGAGCCAGUAUGACCGAAUGGUUGAGGAAAAAGAUGCAGAGCUGUCUGAGAACAAGAAGAAAGAGAUGGAGGUUGUUGCCUAUCGGAAAUCACUGGAGUUGGAUCUCUUGACGCAUAAGAACGAUAAUGAUCAGCUGAAGAUACAGCUGAAGACACAAGUGACAGAGAAGGAAAACCUGAAGAAGGAACUAACUGAUUUGAAAAAAAAAAUGUCAUCAAUGAAAAUCACUCAGCUUCCAGAAGUAAUGAAGAAGCAGUCACCUGCCAUAAACUGCAAACAGGGGAGGUGUUCAGAGACUCCAAAAGAGAGACAGAUAUUUGACUUCUCUAGGACCAAGAAAACUCCCUCCUACAGCAAAGAUGAUGGGAGAACUGCAGUUACGAAGAAAACUGAAUCUGACUCUGAAUCCAUCAGAACAUCACGUGGAACAACACCAAAGACCAAGGAUAUUCACGAUGAAGACCUGAAAACCCCAAGAAGAACUACAAACAGGGUUGGCGGAACAUCAAAGAUCAAAUCUUAUAGAAUAAGGACACCCCCUUCUGAUCCUGCAGCACGCUGGAGAGAGAGUGCCAUAGAGCUUGACCCCAAGUCUGACAGCUCAGAUCAAAAUGAUAUCUUGAGCUUUACAGGUGCACCCGCACCCAAUAUUUCUGCUCCACGUUGCAAACUCAACAUCUUCAAAAAGAAGCAGAGCCCUGUCACUAAUAAAUCACCAGGAAACCUCUUGAAGCUAGCUGCGAUGAAAAGAAUGAGAGAUGCGGGUUGGACUGCUGUUACUGGCUGUGACCAGAAAAAGAAGAAGACCAAUGAGAAGAUCUUUGCGUAA
This is a messenger RNA of Dicentrarchus labrax (European seabass), 3198 nucleotides long. It is a transcript of the gene sycp1, whose product is annotated as synaptonemal complex protein 1. The coding region runs from base 73 to 3198 and encodes 1041 amino acids. Lineage: Eukaryota; Metazoa; Chordata; Actinopteri; Moronidae. Gene Ontology annotation, cellular component: male germ cell nucleus; transverse filament; synaptonemal complex. Gene Ontology annotation, biological process: meiotic DNA repair synthesis; chiasma assembly; synaptonemal complex assembly. Gene Ontology annotation, molecular function: double-stranded DNA binding. The record is from RefSeq and is a predicted model, not a curated record. The transcript is spliced from 35 exons.